UAUAUAACCUUACUCUCUGACCCUAUUGUGUGUGUUAGAGUGAAAUAAAUACUAAUACUCCUAUCAUAACAACUUGAGAGUGUUUCUGUUUGUUUUUGUUUUUGUUUUUGUGUUUUGUGUUCAGAAUCAGAAUCCGACACAAUUUUGUGUAACCUCUCUCUUGUUGUCUUCAACAACUUCCUAAGCUUCUUGUUUCCGACAUUGAUUUUGAGAAACAAAAGCUAUAUGAAGUUGUACCGACAAUGAGAGAUGACAACUUGAAGAAAAGCAAGCUUUCAUGGCCGAAAACUCUGGUCAAGAAAUGGUUCAACAUUAAGAGUAAAGCUGAAGACUUUCAAGCUGAUGAUGUUCUUUAUGGAGGUGUUGAUGAAGAGUGGAGGAACAACUACUGUUCAAAGAGGGAAGAAUGCACUAUCAAGAAAAGCAAAACAGAAAGAACAAAGAGACGGCAUUCAGAAAGAUCACGGCGAUGUAAGGGAGAUCACGAUGCAGCUCAUGUUACCGAUGUGAAUAACUAUAGAAUAUUUGUUGCAACUUGGAAUGUAGCCGGGAGAUCUCCUCCGAGUUAUUUGAAUCUUGAAGAUUGGCUUCAUACUUCUCCUCCCGCCGAUAUAUAUGUUCUUGGGUUUCAAGAAAUUGUACCUCUCAAUGCUGGAAAUGUUUUAGGGACAGAAGACAACGGUCCGGCUAGAAAAUGGCUAGCUCUAAUUCGGAAGACACUUAACAGUCUUCCCGGAACAAGUGGUGAAUGUCACACUAAUUCACCGCUGCCUGAUCCUGUUGUAGAGUUAGAUUCUGAUUUUGAAGGAUCUACGAGGCAGAAGGAAACCUCUUUCUUCCAUCGCAGGUCGUUCCAAUCAUCGAGCCGUAGUAUGAGAAUGGACAAUGACAUGUUAGUACCCCAAGCGUGCCUUGAUCGCCGUUUCAGCGUCUGUGAUAGAAUGAUAUUUGGUCAUAGUACAGGUGACUAUGAGCCCAAUUAUAGAUGGGGUUCCUCGGACGAAGAAAACGGGGAAUCUCCGGUUGUAGCACAAUAUUCACCAAUGUCGUAUAGAGGGUAUGCCUCUACGGAGGAUAGAGAUAGACAGACUGAGAGCUCGAGAUAUUGUUUGGUUGCUAGUAAACAAAUGGUUGGUAUAUUUCUAACUGUUUGGGUGAAAAGCAAUAUAAGAGACGAUGUUCGCAACAUGAAAGUGUCUUGCGUUGGCAGAGGGUUAAUGGGAUAUCUUGGAAACAAGGGUUCGAUAUCAAUUAGCAUGUCUUUGCACAAAACAAGCUUUUGCUUCAUAUGUAGUCAUUUGACUUCGGGACAAAAGGAGGGUGACGAGCUAAGAAGAAAUUCAGAUGUAAUGGAGAUUCUCAGAAAGACAAGGUUUCCCCGAGUUAAUGGAAUCGGCGACGAGAGUUCUCCUCAGACUAUUCUCGAUCACGAUCGAAUAAUUUGGCUCGGGGAUUUAAACUAUCGAAUCGCCCUUACUUACCGCGCAGCAAAAGCUCUUGUUGAGAUGCAUAAUUGGAAGGUAUUGCUAGAGAAUGACCAGCUGCAUAUAGAGCGGGAACAAGGUCGCGUCUUUGAAGAAUGGAGUGAAGGGCAAAUAUACUUUCCCCCGACAUACAAAUAUUCAAACAAUUCGGACCGAUACGCAGGCGACGAAAGACAAUCAAAACAAAAGAGAAGAACGCCAGCAUGGUGUGAUCGGAUCUUAUGGCACGGAAGAGGUCUUCACCAAUUAUCUUAUGUUCGCGGGGAGUCAAGAUUCUCCGAUCAUAGACCAGUCUGCAGCGUGUUCUUAGCAGAAGUCGAGUCUCUUAGCCGUAACCGAAUCAAAAAAUGCUCUAGUUGCACCAGUUCGAGGAUCGAAGUAGAAGAGUUGUUGCCUCAUUCACACGCCUACAAUUACAUCGAUCUGCCUUUCUAUUGAUAAACAUUACAAUAUUUUUUCUCUCAUACCAACUCGAUUAAUCAAACAUAUCAAUGUACAAACAAACUCUAACACACAAGGUGGUCACUACUAUAAAGAAUGCUAGCUAGCCCCGUCGGUGAUGUAGACAUUCUGUUAUUCUUACCGUCUCAGAGAGCCGUUGCAGAAUUUGUUUUCGAUGUUUCGCGGCUAACUAUCUUUUUGGCAGUUUCUUUUAUCAAUACAAAUAGCAUCUCAAUUCUUCAUGCACAAGAAGAAGAAAUGCUGUGAAGGGUGCAUAUUAAAGAAAUUUUGAAAUUUUAUUUUCAACAUUUUUUUUGUAUUAUUUUUUCUGAAUAAGAUGAAAGUUGCAAUCAAAAGGAAAGAAAGGAAUGAGCAAAGCAUACAUUGCUUUAUUGGCUUUUAUCAGAUAGUAAUUAUUUGUACCAAAUUCCAAAUUAUUACCUUUUUUUUCUUUUGAAUUUUCUUUUACUUUUUCAUUCUGAUUCUGGUAUGAUUCUUUAGGUAACGUCAAUACCUUUUUCUAUCAAUCUUUACCUAAUAUAAAUCCAGUGAAUUCAAGUAUUCAA
Molecule: messenger RNA, 2491 nt
Organism: Lathyrus oleraceus (garden pea)
Lineage: Eukaryota; Viridiplantae; Streptophyta; Magnoliopsida; Fabales; Fabaceae
Product: type I inositol polyphosphate 5-phosphatase 4
Exons: 14
Coding region: 243-1922 (559 amino acids)
Biological process (GO): phosphatidylinositol dephosphorylation
Molecular function (GO): inositol-polyphosphate 5-phosphatase activity; phosphatidylinositol-3,4,5-trisphosphate 5-phosphatase activity; phosphatidylinositol-4,5-bisphosphate 5-phosphatase activity
Source: RefSeq, a predicted model, not a curated record